AUGGCUCGCACUAAACGCAAAACCCCUACUACUGUUGCUGCUUCGUCGUCCUCGUCGCCAUCUGAAGAUCUACAUAUUGCCGCAUUACGGAAGAAAUUGAAGGAAAAGAAGAACACACCUGAACCUGAACCUGAAUCAACUAGUGCAUCCUCCGACCCAUCUAAGGUUGUCGAACCUACUGUAUCGGCACCAGAAAAGAAAAAGGGGAGAAAAAUGCAUGGGAUUGAUGCCCAACGCAAAAAGGGUGCUGCCCAAUCUUCGGGUUCUGUUGAUAAAGCGCUGCUUGAUUGCAAAUUCAUCAAAUGGGAUUACUUUGGUCAGGUAAAUUUUCAAUUCAAAGAACUUUUUGAAUUUCAAGAAUGGAUGACUGUUUGUGAGUGUACAAAUGCUUAUUACCCUAGACUGGUUCAAGAAUUUUAUAGAACUCUAAGAACAAUUGAUGACGAAGACAAAUUUGAAGUUGUUUUGAAUGAUAGUGCAUAUGUUAUUUCUGUUGAGAUGAUUGCUAAGGCUUUGAAAUUACCUAAUGAUGGAAAUAAAAUCUCUACUCAUAGAGAUGUUGCUAGGGUUCCAGGCUUUAACUUGGCUGAGUUUGAAAAUGAAGUCUUUCCUGCCAACACUGCCACCAGUGAAAAGUCCACUAGCACAAAAGCUUUUCAACAUAUUAAAAUCAUUCAAAAUAUGGUGAACUACAUUUUCUGUCCUAAGUCUGGCAGCUAUGGCUAUUUGAGUUACCUGGAUAUGUGCAUCAUGUGGCAUAUUGUUAAUAGAGUAAGGAUGAAUUUAGCUUAUCUGAUUUUCAAGAAUAUGUGGAAAGCUUAUGGGAUUGGAAAAUUGCCUUAUGCACAUCUCUUGACUGCUUUGUUUAAAGACUUGGAUGUAAAUGUCUCUAAGGAAAGUUCUAGGACGGAUUUGAUUGUGCUUAGAGAAAUUCACUCUAAUAAUGAUGGAAGAAAGAAACGGUUUGAAAAAGGUGGUUCUUCCUCAGCUAAAAUUGGUUCAGAUUCUACAAGUGAGUUUAUGAGUGAGCUUCAUGGGCUAAAAACUUCUAUUAAUGAGCAAUUUAGUACAACACAUCAGUCUAUUGAACUUCUGAGAAAAUUUGUGGAUGUGGUUGAUUACAAAGUGAGCCAUUUGCUUACUCAAAAUGAGGAAUUAAAGAAAAUGAUUGUAGGUCUUCAGCAGGUAAGGGAAACUGGUUUCUCAACCAAAGUUGAGACUACUGUACCUACAAAUGGUGCCUCUUCUCCUGUUACUCAAGUCUCUGCUCAUGGUACUGAUGGGGGUGAAGGUACUAGGCUUGGUGAGUCUACAGCUGCUGUUGAGCAUGUUAGUGAACAAGUUGUUGAACCUGAAAUUGAACCUGCAGCUGAAGCCCCUGCUGAGCAUGUUAGUGAACAAGUUGUUGAACCUGAAGUUGAACCUGCAGCUGAUGUCCCUAUUGAGCAUGGUAAUGAACAGGUUGUAGAACCUGAAAGUGAGCCAGCAGUUGAGCCUCAGAGUGAACAACUUCUAGAACCUGCAGCUGACUCUACACAGCAAAAGGAAGCCUCUCUAAAGGAUCACCAAGAGAGUGCUCCAUCUCAACUCUCUGCAGCUGCUGCACCUCUAGCUAAGAAAGGUAGAAAAAGAUCUAAGUUUAUGGUGUCAAAUCCAUACCGGUCCCUAGCUGCUGCCCUUCAAACCCCAUCUGAUGAGGAUGAGCCACAGAAGCAUAACCAGUUGGCUGACCAAGGUUCUCAGCCACCUGCUGCUAAACUUUCUAGGAAGAAGAUGGUGCCUUCCAAAGCUACUCGAAGGAGCAAAAGACUAAAUGAUUAG
Molecule: messenger RNA, 1821 nt
Organism: Hevea brasiliensis (rubber tree)
Lineage: Eukaryota; Viridiplantae; Streptophyta; Magnoliopsida; Malpighiales; Euphorbiaceae
Exons: 1
Coding region: 1-1821 (606 amino acids)
Source: RefSeq, a predicted model, not a curated record